GUAAGCCGAUGAUGUCAAGAUACCUCUUUCUCACUCUCUCUCAUUUUAACUCAAUCUGUGGGCAAGUCGUGUUAUUAUAAAUAGAUAGAUACUAACACACCCUAAAAUGGCCGCCAUUGUAGCGUCUUUGGCUUCAUCGCUUGCUUCAACUUCGUCUUCCACCUUCCUUUUCACAAAAUUCCGUUCCACCCCUGUUCUGGGCCUAUCUUUUGCAGUCACGCCCUUGUGUUCUCGCAGAGGGAGGCGCAUGGCUCACACUCUCGUCCGGGCCACUCUCGGCCUCACUCAGCCCGCUCACAUCGAACCGCCCAAGAUCUCGUUUACAGCGAAAGAGAUUGAUUUGGUGGGAUGGAAAGGAGAUAUACUUGCAGUGGGUGUUACCGAGAAAGACAUGGUCAAAGAUGAAAACUUGAAAUUCCAGAACUCGAUCCUGAAGAAACUGGAUUCCCAGUUGGGCGGUUUGUUGGCUGAAGCUUCUUUGGAGGAGGAUUUCACGGGAAAAGCUGGACAGUCAACUGUUCUUAGGCUUCCUGGUCUUGGCUCAAAAAGGAUAGGGUUAAUUGGGCUUGGACAGUCUGCUUCAACUGCUCUUGCCUAUCGUGGUCUCGGUGAGGCUGUGGCAGUGGCAGCAAAGUCUACCCAGGCAAGUAAUGUGGCUAUUGUGCUUGCCUCUCCUGAGGAGCUCUCUGCCGAAUCAAAACUCAGCAGUGCUUCAGCUAUAGCAUCUGGGACUGUGCUGGGGACCUUUGAAGAUAACAGGUUUAAGUCAGAGUCAAAGAAGGCAACACUUAAAUCUGUGGAUAUUCUUGGUUUUGGAACUGGACCCGAGUUAGAAAAGAAGCUCAAAUACACAGAAGAUCUUUGCUCUGGGAUAAUUUUUGGGAGAGAGCUUGUAAAUGCGCCCGCGAAUGUACUCACCCCAGGGGUAUUGGCCGAAGAGGCUUCAAAGAUCGCCUCCAUGUACAGCGAUGUUCUUUCUGCAACCAUUUUGAAUGCAGAUCAGUGCAAAGAGUUGAAAAUGGGUUCCUACCUAGGUGUUGCUGCUGCUUCAGCAAAUCCUCCUCAUUUUAUUCAUCUGUGUUACAAGCCUCCAAGUGGGCCUGUCAAAGCUAAGCUAGCUUUGGUAGGGAAGGGAUUGACCUUUGACAGUGGUGGCUACAACAUCAAGACCGGACCUGGCUGUUCCAUUGAGCUCAUGAAAUUUGAUAUGGGUGGUUCAGCUGCAGUUCUGGGUGCAGCUAAAGCUAUUGGUCAAAUUAAACCAGAAGGAGUAGAGGUUCAUUUCAUUGUUGCUGCUUGUGAAAAUAUGAUAAGCGGAACUGGUAUGCGACCUGGAGAUAUUGUCACAGCUUCAAAUGGAAAGACAAUUGAGGUUAACAACACUGAUGCUGAAGGCAGACUUACACUUGCAGAUGCUCUGGUAUAUGCCUGCAACCAAGGUGUAGAGAAGAUAAUUGAUCUGGCAACAUUAACUGGAGCAUGUAUAGUUGCCCUUGGACCUUCUAUUGCAGGCGUCUUUACACCUUCUGAUGACCUAGCAAAGGAGGUACUUGUAGCUUCAGAAGUCAGUGGAGAAAAACUUUGGAGGAUGCCUUUGGAGGAAAGUUAUUGGGACUCAAUGAAGUCGGGAGUUGCUGAUAUGGUCAACACAGGUGCCCGUCAAGGUGGUGCCAUUACAGCAGCUCUUUUCUUGAAACAGUUUGUUGAUGAGAAGGUUCAAUGGAUGCAUAUUGACAUGGCUGGCCCUGUCUGGAACGACAAAAAGAAAACCGCCACAGGAUUUGGUAUUUCUACCCUGGUUGAAUGGGUUCUAAGAAACUCGUCAUAGUUACGAUGUAAAAUCCUGUUCUCAAUGGCCAACGACAUCUCGGCAAAUGGACACACAGUAAAAGAAAGUCUUAAAUGGGCCAGAUUUGGUGCGGUAAGAUCCUGAAUUAUAUGAAAUAAAAGCAGUUAGAAAAGGAAAAGGUCGACAGCGAUGAGCUGAGGUAUCGGCUAAACUCUUCGGGGGUCACACUUCAGUAAAUUAUGAAUUGUUUGGCGUUCUCUUUUUAUUUCCCAAAAAAACUGUUCUCUGUUGCUUUCUUUUAAUUUGCAUUAGAAGCUUCUCUUUCACUGUGAUGGAAAGAUAUUGUUUCCGAGACAAUCCAAUCAUCUACUAAAACACUCUUUGCCUUA
Messenger RNA from Diospyros lotus (date-plum), 2178 nucleotides. Its product is annotated as leucine aminopeptidase 1-like. The coding region runs from base 107 to 1828 and encodes 573 amino acids. The transcript has 10 exons. Gene Ontology annotation, biological process: proteolysis. NCBI's taxonomy places the organism in Eukaryota, Viridiplantae, Streptophyta, Magnoliopsida, Ericales, Ebenaceae. The record is from RefSeq and is a predicted model, not a curated record. Gene Ontology annotation, cellular component: cytoplasm. Gene Ontology annotation, molecular function: metalloaminopeptidase activity; manganese ion binding.